CGAAAAUACUGUGAUUUAACAUUUAUUUAUAUUUAUUAAAUAUUUAUAUUAUUUAGUGCUAACGGGUGCUAACUAUUAAUUUAUUAUAUACAAACUUACCAUAAACCUUCUAUACUGUUUUGUACGUGAUUAACUCCAGUUCUAAUGGAAGAAAAAUCUGAAAUGACGCCUGCCCAAGAGACCUCUCCCACAGAGGCUCAAAUAAGUUUGGCAAAUUUCUGGCCCAAAGUUAUGGAAGAAAUAAACAACGUAACUGCUGAGGACUUCAAACACCAAUCUUUACCUUUAGCACGUAUAAAGAAGAUCAUGAAAUUAGAUGACGAUGUAAAAAUGAUUUCUGCAGAAGCACCUAUGUUGUUUGCUAAAGCUGCAGAGAUAUUUAUAAACGAGUUAACUCUACGAGCAUGGACACACACAGAGGAUAAUAAAAGAAGGACGUUACAGCGUAGUGAUAUUGCAAUGGCUGUUACAAUAAAUGAUCAGUUUGAUUUUUUGAUAGACAUAGUGCCCAGGGAUGAAAUUAAACCCCAAAAGCCACGUGAAGAGGGUGUAUCUAGAGUUUUGACUUCUGAGCAAAUACAGUACUACGUUCAGCUUGCACAACAACAAAACCAAGCACAACAACAACAACAACAAACAGUCACACAAGCAACCAAUAACACCACAGAAGUUACUACUCAAAAUGUAACAACAGCGGAUAAUGCACAAACAGCAACUUUGACAACGCCUUUAACAACGAGUAACAAUAGCUUAAGUAACAUUCAAAUUAUGCAACAGAUUGUAUCGCCUUCUGGAGAGGUGCAACAUGUUCCUAUAUCUGUGACACCGGCACAAUUGAAUAUGAUUCGAAUGCAAAUGCAGAAUAACACAUCACAACCGAUAGUCUUACAAGCUUUGCCGAGGUCGACUGCACAGUCACAAAUCUUACAAGUCGGCCAGAAUAAUGGUGCUUCAGUGUAUUUAACAUCAGCAGCGAGUAUUUCGGAAUCUAAUGAGUGAAUUUAAUAUUAUCUAAUGGAUAAUCACAACAUGAAUAUGUAUAUAAUUAAUUUAUAAGGUACUUUUAA
Ctenocephalides felis (cat flea) is the source of this 1067-nucleotide messenger RNA. RefSeq names its product nuclear transcription factor Y subunit gamma-like. Gene Ontology annotation, molecular function: protein heterodimerization activity; DNA binding; DNA-binding transcription activator activity, RNA polymerase II-specific. The record is from RefSeq and is a predicted model, not a curated record. The coding region runs from base 145 to 999 and encodes 284 amino acids. Lineage: Eukaryota; Metazoa; Arthropoda; Insecta; Siphonaptera; Pulicidae. Gene Ontology annotation, biological process: regulation of DNA-templated transcription. The transcript has 2 exons. Gene Ontology annotation, cellular component: nucleus; CCAAT-binding factor complex.